Salvelinus namaycush (lake trout) is the source of this 9524-nucleotide messenger RNA. Its product is annotated as ankyrin-3-like. Gene Ontology annotation, biological process: signal transduction. Gene Ontology annotation, molecular function: protein binding. Bases 1 to 8262 code for a protein of 2753 amino acids. NCBI's taxonomy places the organism in Eukaryota, Metazoa, Chordata, Actinopteri, Salmoniformes, Salmonidae. The record is from RefSeq and is a predicted model, not a curated record. The transcript has 18 exons.
AUGUCUCUGCCAGGUAAGACUGUGUCCCCUUCACUACCAAUGUCUCUGCCAGGUAAGACUGUCUCCUUCACUACCAAUGUCUCUGCCAGGUUCUGGCUUGCUGACUGCCACCAGAUCCCAGAGACUGUAGGCCUGGCCACCCAGCUGUACAGAGAGCUCAUCUGUGUUCCUUACAUGGCCAAGUUCGUGGUGUUUGCCAAGAUGAACGACCCUAUGGAGUCCCGCCUGCGCUGCUUCUGUAUGACAGACGACAAGGUGGACAAAACCCUGGAACAGCAGGAGAACUUUGAGGAGGUGGCCAGGAGCAAAGACAUCGAGGUUCUGGAGGGGAGGCCCAUCUAUGUGGACUGCUAUGGUAACUUAGCUCCUCUGACCAAGGCUGGACAGCUACUGGUGCUCAACUUCUACGCAUUCAAAGAGAACCGGCUUCCUUUCUGUGUGAAGGUCCGAGACAACAGCCAGGAGCCGUGUGGCCGUCUGACAUUCCUGAAGGAGACCACUAAGACCGCUAAGGGUCUCCCCCAGACGGCCGUGUGUAACCUGAACAUCACCCUCCCUGCGCUGAAGAAGGAAAUGGAGUCAGACCCAGAUGAAGAGACUGAAAAGCCAGAACGACGUCACACCUUUACGUCUCUAGCCUUACGUAAGCGUUACAGCUAUCUCGCCGAGCCCGCCACGAAGACAGUUGAGCGAAGCACAGGAAGAACACUGCCUGCUGGUUACACUCACAAACCUGUCUUUUCAACAAGAUCUUACCAGGCAUGGUCGGCUGCGCCUCUUCCCAACACUGUCCAAGCAAGGUGUGGACUGGGCUCCCUCUCCGGCUCACCGUCCGACACACCAUCUGCAUCGCCACUAAAGUCUGCCUGGUUGCUCUCCUCCGCAUCGCCAAUCAAAUCCACCCUCGGAGCCUCACCGUCACAUUCAGUCAAGUCCUCUGGCGACAUAGCUUCUUUACCUGUCAGAUCCUAUAGAACUAUGGCCUCCCCUAUUAAGACUGUUGUACAGCAGGCCCAGUACCCGGUCCAGGUCUCUGCCAGUCUGGUGUCCUCUUCCUCUAAACCUGGAGCAGAUCCUGUCUUCAUUAAAGGACUAUCCACCCCAUUUUCUUCCAGGACCACCCCAGCCUCUAAUUUACCCUUCAAAUCAGUCCUGUCGUCUUCAUCCUCCUCCCCUGUCAGAACCAUCGCUGGUCUGUCCUCCUCAUCCUCCUCCCCUGUCAGAACCAUCGCUGGCCUGUCCUCUUCAUCCUCCUCCCCUGUCAGAACCAUCGCUGGCCUGUCCUCCUCAACCUCCUCCCCUGUCAGAACCAUCGCUGGUCUGUCCAUUACUUCAGCUACGUCUAAGGGGAAGCCCCUCCCCUCUCUGUCCUCACCAGCCCACUCCUCAGAAGCCUCUAAGGGGAAGCCCCUCCCCUCUCUGUCCUCACCAGCCCACUCCUCAGAAGCCUCUGCUAUGGUGAAUGGAUUAGUUUCUCCCAUGAAGUACGCCUCUUCUUCUCAGUCCUCCUCCCCGUCUCCCUCCUCCCCCUGCUCCUGUUUGCUCUCUGAUAGGUCUAGCAGUCUGCAGGAGAGGAUACAGACCACCACUCACGCCGCCACUUCCAGUGUCAGUGCAGCUAUAAAUGAGGCUGAAAGGACAUUUAACUCUUCAGGGUACGGAACACUCAAAUCAGUGUCCUCACGUAGAUCUAACACCUCAACUUCAGUCUACGGCUCUACGAGGUCUCAAACCUCUUCCACCACCUCAGCAACAUCCAAUACAAUGACGGUACCUGUAUACUCUUUUCUCAGUGUUGCGAACGAGUCCCAAAUGAAAAAAGGGCCUGGGUCGCUGAAGAUGUCGCCUGCAGACUCUCGCAGGUCAAAGACGGCAGUGAAGUCCCCUCCUUACAUCACCCCUCCAGGGCUCACUCUAACCCCACCCUCCUCCCUAUCCUCCAAUCAGGACAUCCUGAAAGACGUGGCCGAUAUGAAGGAGGACCUGAUCAGGAUGACGGCCAUCUUGCAGACUGACCCCAGAACAGCCAGGAAUGUUCAGUCUCAGACCCCUAAAGAGCCUAAGAUGGAGGAUGAGGAGCCCUUCACCAUAGUAGAGAAAGUGAAGGAGGAUCUAGUUAAAGUCAGUGAGAUACUGACCAAGGAUGUGGUGAGUGAUAGUCAAGCCUGUAGAGGGAAGCCCUCCGAGGAGGAGUGGGAGGAGUUCUCUAAAGAUGAGUUAGAGGAAGCCCAGCAAAGUGCUAAGGAAUUCUUUCACCCUCCGUUUGACGCUAACACACUCUCCUUUAGGCCCCAGUCUAUGCCCAGUAAAGAGUUGAAUUUAGCCAAGGUUGUUGACUACCUGGCCAAUGAGAUAGGUGCUAGUUCUCUUUCUAAGAUGGCCGAGAUGAAGAGCAGAUAUGAGGAGGCAAAAAGGGAAGGGGAGGACAAACAGAAACUAAAAAAACUCAAGAUGCCUCCCCCAGGCAUGCGUACCUCUGCCUCUGAGAAAGACUUAUGUAAACUAGCAGAGUCAUAUUAUGGACCUGACGCCAUAUUGGAGUCACCAGAGGACUUAUCUCAUGAGCUGGAUAAGAGCCCUCUGUCAGACAGCGGCUUUGAAACCAGGAGUGAAAAGACUCCUUCAGCCCCCCAAAGUGCAGAGAGCACCGGGCCCAAACCCCCCUUCACUGACCCCAUCCCCCCCUGCAUCACCGAGACUAGGACCGAGGUGGUCCAUAUCAGGAGCUACGAGCACCCAGACGAACCCUGUGAGGUGCAGAUGGAGGAGGCAGCCUCAGCAUCGCCGGCCUGCAUUGAACCAGAGGCCUCCGCCGCCUCCAUCAAAGACAAAGUCAAAUCAUUCCAGAUCAAAGUGUCUGACGACUCUGACUCUGUCGUUAGCAAGACCAUGAGGCUCAAAGAGGAGACCCACAUCACCACCACGACGCGCAUGGUUUACCACAAGCCGCAGCUGAAAGACGGCUCGGAGAGGAUCGAGGAGACCAUGUCAGUCAGAGACAUCAUGAAAGCAUUCCAGUCCGGAAGGGACCCCUCCAAAGAACUAGCUGGACUGUUUGAGCACAAGGCUGGCCAGGACUCUGUCAAAGGGGAUGAACUCACCCCCAGGUUCAUUGAUAAUGACACUAAAGCCAAAAGAAUAAUGGAGGUUCACAUAGAAAAAGAGGGAAACAGAUUCCAACCAACUGAGGUGAUUAUCAGGGAGACCAAGAAGAUUCCAGACUCUUAUUUCUAUAAAGGAGACAGAAUCCAAGAACUGCCUGAUUACGACGAGGCGCAGCAGGAAGGGGAGGAGCUUACUGCCAAUGACAGCCGGCCCAGCUCCGCUCAGCUCAUGGCCGAUGACUCCUACAAAGCUCUCAAACUGCUCAGCCAGCACUCUGUAGAGUAUCACGAUGACGAACUCUCUGAACUCAGGGGAGAGUCUUACAGGUUCGCUGAGAAGAUGCUCCGUUCUGAGAAGCUAGACAUAUCCCACUCUGAUACAGAGGACUCUAUGGCUGACCAAACACACCAAAUGACCUCAGAGUCGCAUGGGGCAGAGAGCGAUUACGGUGAGAAAGAGGCCCUGCCCAGGAGAGAGUUCACUUUCAAGUCAUCAAAGGAUACAUCCUCUAAGUCAGGUAAAUGUUCUCAUAAGGAUGACAAGUUUGACAAAGUGACAGUGUUGCAUUACACCACAGAGCCAGGCAGCCCAAAACAUGCAGUGUGGAUGCGUUUCACCGAGGACAAGCUGGACAGGAACAGAGAGAAGCUCAUCUACGAGGACCGCGUGGAUCAAACUGUCAAGGAAGCUGAGGAGAAACUAAGCGAGGUCUCUCAGUUUUUCCGUGACAAAACUGAGAAACUGAACGACGAGCUGCAAUCCCCGGAGAAAAAGCCUCCAAAGAGAGACCCCAGGGAGACCAGGUCUGGGCCCAGCUCCACCUGUAAUAGCCCGGAGAAAACACAGCAGAAAGCCAGGCCAGAGGGGGAGGAGUGGGGCAAGGGAAGGGGGAACAAACUGUUCAGUAGUACGACUGAGAGGAAGACCUCUAGUCUACCCAACAGUCCAGAGAGAGCUGUUCUCUCCCGCUUCAGUGAGGAUACAUCCAAACAGCAGACAAAGGCGGAGGAACGGUCUGAGCCAACCGGGGUUAAAGCCUCCUUCUCUAGAGUGAGCUCUGUUAGGAUGAAGUUUGAAUCAGAGGCUCAGAACCAAGAUAACAGUAGUCCUCAGCUAGUACAGUCCACACCCCCAGUCAGCAGGCUGCAGGAGAACAAGCUGCCAGUCAAUCAACUGUUCACUGGAGGAAAGACAACUAAAGGGUCUGAGGCCACAGAGGAAGGAAGUCCUUUUAAAAAGAUUCCAGAGAAACUCAAAGGACCUGCCUCCAAUAGCAGUAAGUCAGUUGUCUCAUCAGCUGCCCCAAAACAGUCAGGAGACAAACUGACUAAUAAGAACCUACCAUACACCACAGCCCAAAAACACCUAACAGGUCAGACUGAUAAAGAAUCAGAGAAAACAAGCCCAUUGAGCCAGGAGAGUCAGGCCACUGGGAUCAGUAAGGGUGUAAAGGGACCACCAUCACAUAGUCCUACACAUGACACACCCAAGGAGAACGGUGGGGAAGUUGAAAAAGAACACGUUUCUAUGAGGGAUUCUCCUUCCAAACAUGUUGCAUCAAGUCCCACAACCAAUAGGGUUGCUCAUUCUGAGCCUGUGUCUAAAGACCAUGGGGAUGCACAAAACAAGAAUCUUAGAAGAAAGACAGAGUCCCAGAUCCCAGUCAGGUCUGUGUCUAGUCACUCAGACAGCGACCAGUCAGAGAAAGCAAAACAAGACACAGUAACUAAGCCAUCUGAAAAGACAUCCCAAAUCCCCAUACUAAAUAAGAACAGAAUGCAGGUCAGCCCAGUAACAAGCCCUACAAAGACAGAAGAACUAACAGACACAUCUCUUGAAAUAUUAGAUAAUGCACCAAAAGAUUCUAACUUGAACAAUGUGCGUGACACUUGCACAAGAGAAAUACAAGAGAGAUUAGCACCAGAGAAAACCACCACCAGAGAAAACUUCAAAGGCAUCAAAACAUUACCUGUCUAUGUGAGUGUCCAGGUGGGUAGGCAGGGAGAGAGAGAGGGCAGAGGAGGAGUACUGUACAAACAGAAACAGCCCUCUUCGCCUCAGGCCAGUCCUGACGAUGACACGCUAGAGCAGGUAUCUUUCAUAGACAGCUCAGGGAAGAGUCCCCUCACCCCGGAGACCCCUAGCUCAGAGGAGAUCAGCUAUGACCUCACCUCCAGAACACCAGACUCCAUCCUGGGCUUCACUCCCUUCCAGCCUAGCCCUAUCCCAGAGGUCUCUGAGGACUCCUCAGAGGAGGAGCAGGGCCAGGUAUUUUCCUUCAAGGACUUCAGACCAGAGACACCUAAUGUCACAGCAGCUGACCUUAAGAAUGGAAACCACCAGGCCGGACAGACACCUAAAGACAAAGGAGUAGCAUACAUCCAGUUCCCCCCUCCGCCUCCCCUGGACUCUGAGCAGUCCAGCCCUGAGAAGAAGAAGAAGACGGGAUCAUGUGGUUCCUCUGAGGCGGAGAUGAUGGAGGUCAACCUCCAGGAAGAGCAUGAUAAACACCUCCUCACGGAGCCCAUCAUCAGAGUCCAGCCCCCCUCCCCGGUCCCCCCCGGGGCUGACGACAGUGACUCUAGUGACGAUGAGUCCGUCUUCCAGCCCAUCUCCUUUAAGAAAUACACCUUUAAGAUCUCAGAGGAGCAGGAGCAGGAGAUCAAGAAUGGGUCCAAAUCCCCAAAACAGGAUAAAAACAGAAACAACAAAGAGCCAGGAACUAACAGAACUAAUGGAACAUGUGAAGCUGGUAAAACAGAGGAGUACGACUCUGAACAGAAUGGAAAUGACCAGUCCAUAACAGACUGUUCUAUCGCCACGACGGCAGAGUUCUCUCAUGACACUGACGCUACUGAGAUCGACUCCCUGGAUGGGUAUGACAUGCAGGAUGAGGAUGAUGGUCUGUGUGAGAUGGACACUAAACCCUUCAGCCUGCCGGACAGCAGGAAGGACGUGUGGACCUCAGACAGCGUGCUCCGGUCCUGCGACCGCUCCUUCAGUCAGACCAAACUAGAGGCCAUUGAAGAGGAAAAAACCCCGGAGGAGGAAUGCAAAAAGGCUCAAGCUAAAAGUGAUCCAGUUGACAUCAAAACAGAUGGGGCCAGCUCUCAGGACCAGAAGGACAACGAUGGCUUUUCUGAUACGUACUUUAGUUACAAGCUAGAGGAGGCGUUUGACUCUCCGUUUAAAACUGUUGCUACUAAAGGGCUGGACUUUGACCCCUGGUCCAGUGUAGGAGGAGACAAUGAAGUGGUUGACGCCAAAGACGACGAGCCGAAGCCGUUUGGGCUGGCAGCAGACGACAGGUCACAGGCCACGACCCCGGACACGACCCCUGCCAGAACCCCGACCGAUGAUAGCACCACGCCGACUAGCGAGCCAAACCCAUUCCCCUUCCAUGAAGGGAAGAUGUUUGAGAUGACUCGCAGUGGUGCGAUUGACAUGAGCAAGCGGGAUAUUGUUGAAGAAAGACUGCAGUUUUUUCAGAUUGGCCCUCAGAGCCCCUGUGAGAGGACUGACCUGCGGAUGGCCAUAGUGGCAGAUCACCUGGGUCUGAGCUGGACUGAGCUUGCCAGGGAAAUGGAUUUCUCUGUAGAUGAGAUCAAUCACAUCCGCGUGGAUAACCCCAACUCUCUGACCGCUCAGAGUUUCAUGCUUUUAAAGAAAUGGGUUAGCAGAGAUGGUAAAAAUGCCACAACGGAUUCCCUUACAGAGGUCCUGACUAAGAUCAAUCGGAUGGAUAUUGUGACAUUGCUGGAAGGGCCAAUAUUUGACUAUGGUAACAUUUCAGGCACAAGAUGUUUUGCUGAUGAUAACGCAGUUUUCCUGGAUCAGUGUGAUGGUUCCAGCAGCAUCCAGCUAGAGCUUCAGACCCCCACAGGUUUGAUCUCUCAGCCCCCCACCCCGCUAAGCAGCGACCCUUUCUUUGAUGAGGACGCUGGCCUAGACUCCCCCUCUAGAACGCCCACUAGACCAUGUGACUUGUCACUCACCCAGACCACCAGGACCCCAGGCCCCGCCCCCCAUGCUCAACCCCCCACAAUGGUGGUAGAGGAAGACACCUCUGGACCUCUAGACUCCCGGGGCGCCGGGGAGGGCACCGGGGAAGGAGGGGGCCCUAAAGUGACCUCCACUGAAGAUGACACAGGGGUUAGCAGAGAGUCAGUGGCCUCAUACAAGCCCCAUGACAGGGAGGCAGGGGUGAGAGAGGAGGCUGAGCAGGAUGUUGACAUGGGGAUGCUGAUACAUCAGAUUGAUCUUCCUCAGGGGGUGGUCAGGGAGGAUGAGUGGCUGGCUGGAGCCAGAGGAGACCCAUCAGAGGCCCUGGGCUUUAGGCCUGCCCUGUGGGGAGAGGGUGGUGUGUCUGGUUCUCCAGGGGAAGAGAAAGAGGAGGGGGAGAUGACUGAGGAGAAGUUAAAGUCUCUGUUGGAGGAGAUGGCGCUGGAGGAAGGCUCGGAGGACGAGGAGAUGACGGAGGACAGGAUAAACGCCAUCUUGUCUCGAGUGCAGCAGGCAGACAAAGAUGUGAUGUCAUCACCUGCAGGUUGGCAUAGUGAGACGUCCAGCGUGAAGGUGGAGCCCCCGACACCUGGCCGCAGUCUGAGUGCUGAGGGCAACGACUUCCAGGACACCAGCCCUGUGAAUUCCCUGGACUCCCUGACAACAUCACCUGUCCGACCAGCAGAGAAAUCCAAUGGAGACCACGCUGACUUCCUGUCCCAGCCCGGGUCAUUUCCUGAGUCCCAGGGUUCGUCCAACGGGGUGAAGGGUCAGAGCCAGGUCGAGGACGAGGGAAGGGCGUCAGCGUCACAAGGAGGGCAGGGGGAGGGAAGCAGAAGGACUCUGGGAGAGGACAGCACAGCAGGACCAAGCAGCAAGGAGCAGCAGCAGGAGGAGGGAGGAGUUCAGGGGUCACAGCACAAAGUCCAGGAGGGUGGUAGAGAUAAGGAGACCAGCUCUGAUGAGGAACGGACUGUCACCACCAAGGUGUACCGCCGGAGGGUCAUUCUGAAGGGAGAACAGGCCAGAAACAUCCCUAUGCAGUCAGUGACAGAAGAGCAGUUCACAGACGAGGAUGGAAACAUUGUCACCCGAAAAUCUGGAGAAGGGUCAGGGUCGAAGGUGAAAAAGAAGCAAGUGGAAAAGGAUCAUUGAUAACAGUCGUGUGCUCAACCUGGUUUGUUGAUGUUUCAUGACUUCCUGGAAGGGAGAUGACUGGAACCUUGAAGCAGGAGAACAGCCAAUCAGAACGUGUGUCUGCAGCUUUCACGUUAACGCAUGGUUUUACAGCAAGACCACUUUAUUUGAUUUCGCAUGAGCAUGAAAAACUUACUUUUCUGUCCACAACCUGGGCUCCAGUCAUGACCUGUUGUUACCACGGUGACAGGAGAACAGGGGUGUGGUCUGCUCCAUCAUGGCAUCAGGACAACAGUAGCCACGCCUCCAAGCAUCUCUCGGACCAAUGAGGCACAACAGGACGUUUGAUUGACAGAUUAGAGGAACACUUGGAGUCACCCUCUACAAGCCUUAUAUUUUCUGUCCUGUAGCCACACCACUGGGGUGGGUGUAUGAUGUGGUUGUGAUUUUUAAUGACAACGGGUGGUUUGGUUGUAUAUAAAUGACACUGUAAAAACUUCUGAAGUUUAGUCACUGAUAGAAUGUUUUCUGCACUGGUAGGACAGCUUCGCAAAGCAUUGGAAUAUUGAUUCCACCUUUAUUAAAACGCUUGGGUGUUACUGCACAUGUCUAAUUAUCAGCGGGAAAUGUUUGUAAAAUCAAAAUGGUAGCUUGAUUUUAACCUAACUCCACUGCAACUCAAACAUCACUUCUGUGAACAUAUUUCCUCAGAGUACUAAUAUUUUGAUGCAUGAGAUUCACCUGGUUUGACUUAGUUUUCCUCAUUCGCGAACAUUGUAUUAUGAAAUAAGGUGUUACUUCUAUCAGUGUCUGUCUGCUCAGAAACAUGAACAGCCACCUGGGAGACAGCAGGACAGAGAGGGGAACUUCAUUCUGAUGCUUUAUGAGGGCCCACUGUGUAGCAUGGAAUAAUACUAUUAAAGACAAGGAGAUAUGAGAGCUCCCAAUAUAUAAUGUAGACUGGCACAUUGGAAAGGGUUAGAGAGCUCCCAAUAUAUAAUGUAGACUGGCACAUUGGAAAGGGUUAACAGUUGUCAUGUGUAUUGGCUCUAAACCAAUCAUUGGUCAUUGUUUCAGCAGUAUAAUGUUAGGUUUUAAGCCUGCUGUGGUUUAAAGGGGCAUUUUUUCUCUGGGUUUUGUUGCCAUAUUUCCUUCUGUUGUAUCUAUUCAUAUGAGACCACCUAAAGCAUUGACUGGUGAUCUGGUAACACAUGUAUGACAACCAACAUGGAUGAUCCAAUUCAUUAUUUAAGCAGAAAUAAAUUGUGAUUAAACUGAAA